AUGUCUCCGAAUCUAAAAGAAAUUGAUACUGAUAAAUUAAUAUGGAAAUCAAUAAAAGAAGACGGGUUGGAUUUGGAGUACGCUGUAGUAAUGCCAAAAUCUAUAGCAAACAGUCUUUUCUGCGAACUUGAAAAUACUCUGGAAUAUUUUACUGGUGACUUGACAAAAAUCAAGGUGUUCGGCAAAGUCUACCCGUUACCUAGGCAGCAAGUUGCUUAUGGGGACCCAGGCAUUACGUACACCUAUUCCGGAAUCACUGUGCCUGCACUAGCCUGGCCCACUCCCGUGCUGGCAAUAAGGGACUUACUAUUCACACUCAAAGGGAUUCUCUACGAUUUCGUAUUAGUAAACAGAUACAAGAACGGAUUGGACCAUAUGGGCGAGCACAGAGACAACGAGCCCGAUUUGGACCCUCGCUUCCCAAUAGCUUCUGUCUCCCUGGGCCAGGAGAGACCAUUCGUGUUGAAACACCGGGACAGUCGGAAGCGAGGUCCUGAUAAAAGAUGCAUCUCACCAGGUCUGUUUGUUUUUGUUUUGAAUCACCAA
Messenger RNA from Iphiclides podalirius (scarce swallowtail), 546 nucleotides. The record is from the annotation of a GenBank genome assembly. NCBI's taxonomy places the organism in Eukaryota, Metazoa, Arthropoda, Insecta, Lepidoptera, Papilionidae.